This is a messenger RNA of Penicillium canescens, 3042 nucleotides long. Its product is annotated as FUSC family protein. NCBI's taxonomy places the organism in Eukaryota, Fungi, Ascomycota, Eurotiomycetes, Eurotiales, Aspergillaceae. The record is from RefSeq and is a predicted model, not a curated record. Bases 1 to 3042 code for a protein of 1013 amino acids. The transcript has 6 exons.
AUGACGUCCAGGUUCUCUUCUUUCUUUGGGUCCCAGCGGACCUUCCGGAUAGCAGGCCGCCAACGACAGGAAGAAGUCAACCUGCACUCUAGUGCCUUCGAUGGACUAGAGGAACGAGAGCCAUUCAUAGUUGACCGAGAACAUGUCGAACAAGAGCAUUUUACACCAUGGAUAACUCGGAAGUUACUGCGCACAUGGAGCGACAUACGAGAGUUCAUCAUUUCAGAGCAGGGAGCGGGAAUAUUCAAGUGCAGCCUCGCAUAUCUACUCGCAUCCCUAGCAGUUUUCAUACCCAUGAUCGGGAAUCUCUUGGGCCAUCAGAACGGUAAGCAUUUGGUGGCGACGAUCACAGUCUACUUCCAUCCAGCGAGGACGCAAGGCAGCAUGUACAAAGCACUAAUAUGUGCCUUCGUCGCUUUUAUCUUUGCGGCGAUUCUCUCGCUAUCCAGCAUGUGGGUUACAAUUCUCUUUCAAAGAAAGCACGACAUGAUUGAAUUAGGCCAUGCUGUGGUGCUGGUAGUUUUCGUUGCCGGUGGAUUUGGGUUCAUUGGAUGGACCAAACAGAGAAUGAGUGAUCCGCUAGUCAAUGUUGCCUGCUCUUUGGCUUCGCUGGCAUCAACCAUUGUCAUUACCAGGGAAGGUGCUGUGCAGAGUGGCGCCCUUUCUUUCGACAAGAUAUCCCAGGUCCUGAGAAUGGUUCUUUUAGGCGUCGGGAUUGCGGCAGCUGUAUCGCUGUCGAUAUUGCCUCUUUCUGCGCGGAAGCAGUUCCGAGGAAAUCUUUCAACUCUAACAGACACAGUGACGUUGAUGCUCGUGAAUAUCACAGAUAGCUUCCUUCGCGGAUCGGACUACGAGCUCCAAAAGGCAGAGUUUAUCAAUCUCUCUGCACGUCACGAUAAAGCCUUCGGUCAAAUGAAGAAUACAAUGGAAGAGACAAAGUUUGAGCACUAUGUGGCGGGAACAGGGCUAGAGUAUCAUCUUGAAAAACGCCUCGUGUGUUUCAUGCAAGACAUCACCCAUAGCCUAGGCGGUCUACGCAGUGCGGGUGCUUUACACUUUGAAUUACUUGCACCGACCAGGUGUACGAGGCCAACACAGAUGUCGUGUCCGCAAACCGACUCCUCUGUUUCCGUCACCAUAGAACGUCCGAGGCUAGUCAGUCAGCCACAAUCUGUUUCGAAAACAGACGUGGAACGCUACGAGGCAGAGAAAUUACAAUCUGCACCUAAGAUUCAACAGGACGCUCCCUUGAACCAUCCCGGAGACGAUUUUGAAUUAAUAAUAUCUCGGCUCGAAAUUUCCAUGCUCUCCCUGGCUUCUACCCUGAGAGAUAUCUUCAAAGAAGUCUCUUUUGGACCUGCUCCCGACUACAGGAUCUCCAUUAAUGGUGGAGCUCGCCCCCGUAUCGAUGAAGCAGUCAAGACAUACCGAGAAGUUCGAAUGUCCGCUUUGUGUUCGCUUUCUCACAGAAGAGAGAUAAUGUCUUUCACGCAGGAGAGCAAAGCUGGUCUUGAGGAAAUUUUCGCAAGCUGCGAUUAUUUUUCCGUGUCGCUCCUCAAGUUAAGUGAGAAGCUGCAACAGUUCUUAUCUGUUUUGGAGGAGCUUCAAAUCGAGGUUGAGGGAAGACCUAACGGAGUGUCUUGGACCUGGGCGUGUGUUUCGUGGUGGCGGGCUGAUCAUCAAUGUGAGAGACACCGUUUGAAUCCAGCGCCUUCUUCGAGCCCUUAUCACACCGAAGUCAAUAGUACAAGUUUGACACGCAUGUCCAAUCCCACCGAUCAGCUUGAAAAUCGACUCCGAAGACAAACACGAUACGAAAGGGCUGAUUCUCAUGCUUGGAGACCUUUUGAUUUCUUUCGCACAGAUGAAAUCAAGUUCGCUCUCAAAGUAGGGAUCGGAGCAGCGCUUUAUGCCUUGCCUUCAUUUAUAUCCUUGACGAGACCGCUCUAUUUGUUUUGGAGGGGAGAAUGGGGCCUUCUCUCAUACAUGUUAGUAUGCUCGAUGACUAUUGGCGCAUCAAACACUACGGGUUAUGCUCGGUUUCUUGGUACAUGUCUUGGGGCCCUUUGUUCGAUAGGGGCCUGGUACAUUACCGGAGGAAAUGCUUUCAGGCUCGCAGUGGUGGGUUUUGUUAUGGCCCUCGGGCAAUUUUAUAUGAUCAUUGUUAAGGGUAAGGGCCCCAUGGGCCGAUUCAUACUACUAACCUACAACCUGUCCGUGCUCUAUGCUUUCUCUUACUCGCAAAUCGAUGGCAAUGAGCAGGAUGACGGGGGCGAACACCUCGAUAUCACUGAAAUUGCCCUUCAUAGAGUCAUCUCUGUCAUCUCGGGCUGCCUUUGGGGUAUCAUCAUCACACGAGGUAUCUGGCCCAUUCGCGCGCGGACAAAGCUCAAUAAUACUUUACAUCUGCUGUGGUUCCGUUUAGUUUUGAUUUGGAAAUCCGAUCCAUUGAACACAAUGGCUACGGCAGAAGCAAGCAUGUCUGUGCUCUACAUGAAUUCUCAUGACAAGAACGAGAUCGAGCGCCUCCUUUCACAGCUCGAGAGUCUUCAGGUAUCGGCGCGCUCCGAAUUCGAACUGAAAAGUCCUUUUCCAGAUGCCGAAUACCGUAACAUCAUUCGCCAGACAAGGGGCAUUGUAGACAAUUUUCAUUCUAUGAAUCUCAUUCUAGUCAACAUCCCUACGCCAUCGGAAGGUCAAAUCUCUCUUCUACGAUAUACUGCCGCUGUUAGACAGCAGCUGUCUGAACGUAUCGGUCACCUGCUAACUGUCAUGGCAUCGUCAAUAGCUCUGGAGAGUACCUCCAGCAAUGUUCCAACAAAUAUAAAAGAUUCACGAGACCGCCUUUUGGAACAAAUUUCUCACUAUCGCCAAGGACGAAUGGCAUCCCGUUUGACUAAUGGCGAAGACUAUGUAUUACUAUCCUCAUUCGUUCUUGUGGCCCAGCUAUUGUCAAAUGAGAUCUCUGAGAUAAUGGUGGAACUGGGUCACAUUUUCCCAGUCUCGGAUGACGAAGACUCUGUUAAUGCAGACAGAGUAUAA